Macroventuria anomochaeta is the source of this 1266-nucleotide messenger RNA. RefSeq lists its product as uncharacterized. The transcript has a single exon. The record is from RefSeq and is a predicted model, not a curated record. Lineage: Eukaryota; Fungi; Ascomycota; Dothideomycetes; Pleosporales; Didymellaceae. The coding region runs from base 253 to 1026 and encodes 257 amino acids.
CAGUCUCUACACGCCACGCUUCUACCACCAGCGCAUGCGACCGUUCCUGGGGCUCGGUUAUGUCAUCACAUUUGCCGGAUAGGAGCUGCGUGAUUACAAGCGACGAAGCAUCAACACACCAGGAGAUGUUCGGAAGCUUGUAUAUGUCAUCUGGAGACAAGGCAAAAGAAAGCGAAGAAGAACCGCGGUCCAGAACCGCAACAGCCUGCCGGAAGCAGAUCUGGAUGGCGCAAAGCUCGCGUCCGUCGAUGAAUGAGACACCACCCAAGAAUCCAACAGCGUCUGAUCUCAGGGAUGACAGGUUGUGAACACCUCUUGUGCGACCCCUGUUACGAGGACAUCAUGAACCCUGUAGCCGAGAUAGGAAAGACUCAUGGCUUUUGCAAGCCUUGCCGUCAGACGUUCUUCUACGGCAAUCUUCUAUUCGCCUGCACGUGUUGUUCACUCGCCCUCUACGCAAUGCAGAAGAAGAAGAAGAAGAAGAAGAGCAAGGAGAGGAGAAAGCAGAACCAGAGCCGUCAGGCAGUGAUGGGCUUCGAAUUUUCGACUUUGUGGGGAAGUGAAAAGUUUGUGGCCGCGGGUGUAAGAGAAGACGAUGCAGAUGAUGAGGACUAUUUCGCAUCUCAAGAUGGUCCUGGGGACGACGAUGGCUUCGAUGAAGCUGAAGACGACGAAGAAGACGACGGCAUGGAUGCUGAGGGAGGACAAGAAGGUGACGGUGACGAUGACGACCCUGGGAUAUGGGUUGGUUACAUCGCGCCCGAGACCGAGAUCGAUGGGAACGACAAGCAAGUACAACCGAUUGAGAAGUACUGCAUCGUCAUCUGCAGGAUGUCCUCGAACAAGGGCAUUACUAGCAAGGAGAGCAAGGACGGCCGCAACCGCGUCCAAAUUAACCACAAAGGCAUGAAGCGCCGCAGGAGGCUGGAAGGGUGCAUAAUUCGAGAGAGACUUUGCAACAAUGCGCCUACCCCAUCCCGAUUUGCCUUCAUCCUUGCCACAAACAGCUAUCAAAUCACCCUCUAGGUAAGGUGCAGGACAUGUGCGGACAGGCCGCGCGCCAUUUAGAGAAUUGUAGUCUCCAAACGUCUUUUCAGGUCGAGUAUAACCCACCAAUUCACCUUGAGUCCCUCCCAUGUUCUGGAAGUUGCACGUUCAGAGUCUGAUCUUUCGCGUCCCAAGAUGAAUGGUCUCGAUACGACUGGGAGGUUCCAUUUUGGAUAAACGAACCGUGGAGGCGCUCCAAAUGUGUCAACGCCCGCGGAU